This is a messenger RNA of Caenorhabditis elegans, 2174 nucleotides long. RefSeq names its product Tubulin polyglutamylase ttll-11 (gene ttll-11). Gene Ontology annotation, biological process: reproductive behavior. The coding region runs from base 2 to 2125 and encodes 707 amino acids. The record is from RefSeq and is marked reviewed. NCBI's taxonomy places the organism in Eukaryota, Metazoa, Nematoda, Chromadorea, Rhabditida, Rhabditidae. Gene Ontology annotation, molecular function: protein-glutamic acid ligase activity, initiating. Gene Ontology annotation, cellular component: cilium; extracellular vesicle; dendrite. The transcript is spliced from 16 exons.
AAUGGGCUGCAAGAUAUCAACAGAAUUUUGUUCGGACAAUCCAGUUGGUUCAAUUUCAACAAGUAAAGUUCAUCCUACAGAUCUCUCAACACCAUCCUAUGCAAUAAAACCCGUUGAGUUCUACGAAGAACCAUUAAAAGACGACCAAUUAUUCUACAAGGUGGCACUCGCAAAAAAAGAGUAUAGGGAAAAGGAAAAGGACAAAAAAGAGCAAUUGAGUUCAAAUCGACGUGUUUCUCUGCAGGUUGAACCGAAUAAGCUGCCAAUUCCACUCACGAGGUCUUCAUCGUUGAGCUCUAUCAUGGAAAAUCGACCACCGAGUGGGAUAUCAAAUUCAUCGUUCAUCCGUUCAAGAAAUACCGCAUCUCGUCGCUUUACAAUUGACACGUCACGGGCAAAAUCAAAUCAAUAUGUGGUUUCACUGUGUUCUAAGAAAAUAGGAAUAAUUGAAUAUCCGGAUGGACGUUCAGAUAAACAACCAUGUGAUGUUUAUUGGCAUAAUGUUGUACUUUCGGAUAUGAACAAAAUUGUUACUUCACCACAGUCAAGGGUUAAUAAAUUCCCAGGUAUGACCGAAUUGGCGAAGAAAAUAUCAUUAACUCAUUCAAUAUCAUCUAUGCAAAAAUUGUUUCCUGACGAAUAUGCAUUCUAUCCAAAUUCAUGGUUUCUACCAGCUCAUCUGGCUGAUUUUCACGCGUUCUAUCGAAAAGCUCAAGCAUUGGGAAAAACUGAAAUGUGGUUUAUUGUGAAGCCUGACGAAGGAGCACAAGGAACUGGAAUAUACUUAAUUAAUAGCCCAAAUCAAAUCAGAAAUGUUGAUCAGAGACAAUUGGUUCAAGAGUAUGUAGCUGAUCCAUUAUUGAUGAAUGAUAAAUUGAAGUUCGAUUUUCGAGUAUACGGAGUUAUAAAAAGCAUCAAUCCCUUGUCUAUUUAUGUUGCUCGCGAAGGAAUGGCCCGGUUUUGCACAGAAAAAUAUGAAAAACCUGAUUCGUCUAAUUUCAAGAAUCUUUAUGCUCAUUUAACAAAUUAUUCACUGAAUAAGGCAAAUGAAGCAUAUGUUCAUAGCAAUACACUUCAAGAUCAAACAAGAGGAAGUAAACGUCUUCUCUCUACUGUAUUCCAUCAAUUAGAAUCUCGAGGUGUCAAAACAAAACGCUUAUGGCAUGACAUCAAACUUAUUCUUGUAAAAACCACUCUAGCAAUGCUUCCAGAAAUCAUGCUUCACUAUGAACAUCAUUUUUAUGAUUCAACGGGUCCUCAAUGCUUUCAGAUAAUGGGAUUUGAUGUAAUGAUUCGGGAAGAUGGUACCCCAAUUCUUCUCGAAGUAAAUGCAGCACCAUCUCUAACAGCUGACCAUAUUGUUCCACAUCCUGGACGUACACUUUUGGAGGGUGGACAACGUGUGAGAAGUAUUGUCGACGAGGUUAUAAAAAUUCCACUGGUUAGAGACACUUUACUUUUGGUAUUGGGACUCAUGGAAGAAGAGUAUCAAAAUAAUAGCCUAAAAGGGGAAACAAAAUCACUGGAUGAUAUGCAGACAAUCAAACAGAGGCGGAAGCCACAUUUGAGUGAGAUUUUCCCAACUCGUUAUGGAGCUCAUAGUGGACAUUUGCUCUUUCUUGACAAAGCCAUGUAUAUUUACAUGCAGUUUGUACAACUUCGAAGUAAUGUUAACAUAACGAACGCUGGUUUGAAGCAAUUUGUUAGGAAGUGCAAUUUGAUAGAUAUUAUACCAGUUGUGCAUGUGGAUGCAAAAGUUUCAGAAAUAAAUUAUUAUUUCACUGGAGAGAAAAGAACAAAUGGAAAUGGUCUCCCAUUCCACGCCUUUCUAAUGUUUUUGUUUUUCAUUGCUGAAAAGAAGUUUGUGUUAGAAAAUGAUUUAUUAUCAAAAGUGCAGAGACUUUUAUCUUUUUGCGAUAUGAGUUUAAGACGUUAUGGAGUUCGAUCAGCAAGGUUAAGAAGAGCUGAAGUUGAUUCAACUAUUGGAAAUGUUGAAAUUUAUAUGCUACCUUCUCGUAUGGCGAGAAAUCGAUCUGGAACAAAUGGACGGAAGCAAAACUUCACCGAUGACAAUAACAACCCGAACAGUUUUGCGCAUUUACCAAAAAUCAACGAGCGACUUUAGGUUAAUAAAUUAAUUUUUUCUGAAUUGUACAAUAAAAUUUGAUUCUCAA